Symbiodinium natans is the source of this 990-nucleotide messenger RNA. NCBI's taxonomy places the organism in Eukaryota, Dinophyceae, Suessiales, Symbiodiniaceae. The record is from the annotation of a GenBank genome assembly.
AUGGCGCGCGCAAGUAUGUGCGGACGAGCUUUCCUCGCGGUGGCCGUGCUUGGCAUAAGCGUGCGUGGCGAUGCCUCUGGGCAAGACUGCCUCGCGGACUCUCAGGCCGAGGUGGACAUCGAGAUCCAAGAGGAAGCAGAACUGCAGGUGAUGCGGCAGGAGCUUCUCCAGUACGGAGUUCGAAGCGUCAAGGCUGGCGAAAGUUAUCAUGCAGCUGGGCGGGCGGACGCGCAAGAAGAAGAAAGUGAUGAGGAGAUGCUCAUUGCUCAGAACCUCCACGGAGAGGAUCACGCAGUGCAGCAUGUGGUGAGUCGAGUGCUACAACUUCAGCAGCCAACUUGGGAUGGCGAGGGGAGCGCUGUGGACUGCGCCAAGUAUCCCAUGUUCUGCACAAAGAAGCUCAACUGCUCCAAGGAGCCUCUGACGAAGGCUGAGAAGGAGAAGAUGGACACGCAGAUAGCGACCAGCGGCGGCCAGGCCAACCUCAGAAGUUGGUGCCGGGCAUACCCAAUGUACUCGACUUCCAUGCAGAAGUGCAUUGUGGAGAGCGAUUCUCGUGGAUACGCCAGAGAGAUGUUCAAGGCCCAGCAAAAGCUUAAGCUGACCGGGGCCGAUGCAAUCUACUGCUUUGUCUCCGGGCACUGCAACAACACGCAGGUCACCGACAAGACUUCGAUGCACGAAGCUGAAGGCAUCUGCGACAAGAUUUAUGGACAGACGUGGAAGCACCUCGGCUGGAACGACUACAUGGCCGUGCUGGCACGCGCCCUGGAGGUCGCGACCAAGCACCACAUCCCCAAGGAGUGGAACUUCACUGGAUGGAGCUCGCUCGUCAGACUCGCCCGUCAUGAGGCCGGGAUUUCAGCAAUGACGGCCUGUGCGAUGGGCAACUUCCAGUGCGACGUGACCUAUUGCCAGCUGAACUACUGCCACAAUGACCGCUUCCGAGCAAAGUUCGGAAAUUUCUCAUGGGCAUACCCUGACGUUUGA